GGGCAGCCGCUUCGCCCCCUGGGUAUUGGCUCCGCCCCCGGCCUCCCGGCUUCUCUAAAGUUUGGGGAACUGUGUUCCGGCGACACCGGUUCCACUGUCUUCCUUCCAUCCUCCAUUGCUUCCUCCCCAGCGAUGGCGUCCGGGUUGGUGAGGUUUCUCCAGUUGGGGCCUCGCUGCCUCUUAGCUCCGGCCGCCCCCACGCUUCUCCCGCCCGUUCGGGGAGUGAAAAAGGGAUUCCGCGCCGCCUACCGCUUCCAGAAGGAGCUGGAGCGCUGGCGCCUGCUGCGCUGCCCGCCGCCGCCCGUGCGCCGUUCAGAGAAGCCCAACUGGGAUUACCAUGCUGAGAUACAAGCUUUUGGUCACCGGUUACAGGAAACCUUUUCCUUAGAUCUUCUCAAAACUGCAUUUGUUAACAACUGCUAUAUUAAAAGUGAAGAGGCCAAACGUCAGAAGCUUGGCAUAGAGAAAGAAGCUGUUCUUCUGAAUCUUAAAGACAAUCAAGAACUAUCUGAACAAGGGAUUUCUUUUUCCCGAACGUGCCUCACACAAUUUCUUGAAGAUGAGUACCCAGACUUGCCUACUGAGGGCAUCAGAAACCUAGUUAACUUUCUUACUGGUGAGGAAGUCAUGUGUCAUGUGGCUAGAAAUUUGGCUGUGGAGCAGUUGACUCUGAGUGCAGAAUUUCCAGUUCCUCCGCCUGUGUUGCAGCGGACUUUCUUUGCAGUGAUUGGAGCCCUGCUACAGAGCAGUGGACCUGAAAGGACAGCACUUUUCAUCAGGGACUUCCUAAUUACUCAACUGACUGGAAAAGAGCUUUUUGAGAUGUGGAAGAUAGUAAAUCCCAUGGGACUGCUGGUAGAAGAAUUGAAGAAGAGAAACAUUUCAGCACCUGAAUCUAGACUUACUAGGCAGUCUGGAAGCACCACAGCUUUGCCUUUGUAUUUUGUUGGCUUAUACUGUGAUAAAAAGUUGAUGGCAGAAGGACCUGGGGAGACGGUAUUGGCUGCAGAAGAAGAAGCUGCUCGAGUGGCACUUAGAAAACUGUAUGGGUUCACGGAGAGCAGAAGGCCCUGGGACUACUCCAAGCCCAGGGAGAGCUGGAGGGCGAGGACCAUCAGCACUGCCAGCUGACCCAGUGGGGAUGCGCCGCCCUGACACCAGAGGUGUUCCAAGCCAAACAGUUCCAGAAUUGUAAAUAAGUGUCCUGUUCUUCACAUCGUGUUCCUAAAAUUAAAUGUUUAUUAGGUCAUAGGUUUGUGUUUUGUCAAAAUUGUUUGUUUUUUUUUAAAAUUUUCUAAGAAAUUAUUUUCUGAAGUCCUUCUUUUCUCCCUAAUUAUUUCACGUGUACAGCUAGGUGUCUUUUAUUCCCCUCCAUCUGUGAGCUGUUACAAUUCAAGACAGCAUGGCAUAUGUCUUAGGGGAAGUUUGCUGUGAUACCAGUAAAAAGUCAUCGUUCCUUUCAGUGUCA
Messenger RNA from Heterocephalus glaber (naked mole-rat), 1468 nucleotides. It is a transcript of the gene Mrpl44, whose product is annotated as mitochondrial ribosomal protein L44. Gene Ontology annotation, molecular function: ribonuclease III activity; double-stranded RNA binding. Gene Ontology annotation, cellular component: microprocessor complex; nucleus; mitochondrial large ribosomal subunit. The record is from RefSeq and is a predicted model, not a curated record. Gene Ontology annotation, biological process: mitochondrial translational elongation; RNA processing. Lineage: Eukaryota; Metazoa; Chordata; Mammalia; Rodentia; Bathyergidae.